GAAUAAGUAGCUGUUAGAGAUCCAUCGUUCUUCUAUUUCCCUUUACACCAUUCAUCGAUAGCGAUUUAGCCAACAUGAGUCCUGGACUCGGACACGACCCUCUUCCUUCGUAUAAUAUCACCGCAUUAGGUAAUACGGCAUUAUGUCUGUGGCAGCAGCCGCAGCACAUACUAUUUCAAUUGGCGAAUUUCUGCUUCGCGUUGUCGUAUUCAGCACCCUCCUCUAGGAAAGGAAUAUUAUUUAUGCAUUCUGUGUUAAUAAUAGGCUUCAUGUUGCUAUCUGGUUGGGCAUGGCACGUGAUCUGUGCCCCGGACAUCUUCUCCUGGAACUUCAGUUUCCUGGUGCUGAACAUUGGCCAACUGGUCUAUAUCGUUUAUCAAAUGAGACCAGUUCGAUUCGACCCAGAAUUAGAAGAAGCUUAUCACACCCUGUUCUACCCGUUCAAAGUGUCUCGGCUGCAAUUUAAAAGGCUCGUGUCCCCAGAAUUUGCAUCCAUAAUGUCUUUGCACGCUGGCGAAGCGUAUGCAAUGCAAAACUUAACACGAACCGACAGAUUGGGGCUGUUGCUUAGCGGCAAGGUUAAUGUUCUUAGCGAUUCGAAUUUCCUGCAUCCCAUUCUGCCUUGCGAGUUCUUGGAUUCGCCGGAAUUCGAAAGUUCUCGGGCCUCUGUCGAUGACAAAUUUAAGGUAUCGAUUGUCGCCGCAAGCUCGUGCAGAUACUUAUAUUGGCAAAGAUCCGCAUUAGAAUAUCUUCUCGUAAAAGAAGCAUACCUCGCGACAGUUUUAACAACCUUGGUUGCCAGGGACAUCGCAACAAAGUUGUACGCUAUGAAUAAUAAGAUUGUUACAGACAAAGGAUCGCAUUUGGAUAUAAGACUUCCAACGAUCAGCGCAGGGCUGUCGAUAAGCGGCGAAUACAGAAGUCCAAGAGCAUCCAGACAAGCGUUGAUUCGCAGGAAAGAAUCAUCUUUGUCUUCCGAUAAUGGUAUUUCUAAUUUAAAAGAUCGUCCAGCAAACAACCUUGCCAAGAAAGGUGCUCCAAACAUGGAACCUCUGCCGGAAAUGCCUUCUUGCGACGACCUGGCAUCCAGUGGCGUGGAGAGUUGGUUGGACUCGUCGAGCAAGUAUCACAGUUGCGAGAUCGUGGACGAAGAAUAGCAGGAGGCCUCCUUAACGCCGGACACGUUUUACGAAAGAGACAGCGACUAGUGUCCACGUUAAGGUGUUAUACAAUGUGAGACGAAGACUGCAGAUUUUUUAA
Molecule: messenger RNA, 1260 nt
Organism: Eufriesea mexicana
Lineage: Eukaryota; Metazoa; Arthropoda; Insecta; Hymenoptera; Apidae
Product: popeye domain-containing protein 3
Exons: 7
Coding region: 75-1157 (360 amino acids)
Biological process (GO): regulation of membrane potential; striated muscle cell differentiation; skeletal muscle tissue development
Cellular component (GO): sarcolemma
Molecular function (GO): cAMP binding
Source: RefSeq, a predicted model, not a curated record